Messenger RNA from Ordospora colligata OC4, 645 nucleotides. RefSeq names its product thymidine kinase. The record is from RefSeq and is a predicted model, not a curated record. The transcript has a single exon. Gene Ontology annotation, biological process: thymidine metabolic process. Gene Ontology annotation, cellular component: cytosol. Lineage: Eukaryota; Fungi; Microsporidia; Ordosporidae. Gene Ontology annotation, molecular function: thymidine kinase activity; ATP binding. The coding region runs from base 1 to 645 and encodes 214 amino acids.
AUGAGUAGAGGAAGAUUGAGAUUUAUUCAUUCGCCAAUGUUUGCAGGAAAGACCGCCAACAUGCUUCUGGCAGCCAAGCACGCCAAGACCUGUGGGAAAGUAGUUUUAUUGAUCAAACCGCAAGCAGAUACUAGAUGUAAGGUUGAUAUAAUAAAGUCAAGGUGUGGAAUGGAGAUGAACUGUGAUCUUAGUGUUGGAAGUGAGUUUGAUUUUGCAAGAGAUGUCUGUUACGAAGGAGUUGAUAUUGUGUUUAUUGACGAAGCACAGUUUCUAAGCUCCUGGCAGAUUGAGAGUUUACGAGAGGUUGUUGAUGUGCACGGGGUGUCUGUUUGGUGCUAUGGACUUCUGACAGACUUUAAGAAAUGCUUGUUUGAUGGAUCCAAGCGCCUUAUUGAAUUAAGUGACGAACUGAAUGAAAUUCAGGUGCUGUGUGGAAUGUGCAAGGAGAAUGCACGAUUCCAUUUGAGAUAUAUAGAUGGUAAGCCUAGCACAUCUGGGCCAACGAUUGACAUUGAGAUGCCUGGGAGUGAGAAGUAUGCAUCUGUAUGCCAUGUAUGUUGGAAAAGACGAAUGGAGCCGAUGAAUGAUGAAAGUUAUGAAAUACCCAAUUUUGAAGUGGUUUCAAUAGACAUUCAACAGAAGUAA